AUGUUUCUAUUCCGAAAGAAGAAGGCAGCCUCUAAGCCCUCCAAAUCUUCAAAGUCAUCUGAAACAAAAUCGUUGCCCCAAACUCCCAUUCUCUCUGGGCCCAUGGAUGGGCAACAGGAGAUCACUCCUGGUGGCAGUCAAAAGUACUCCUUUCCUCGCCCUCCUCGUCUAUCACCCUCUAGCAAUCUGUUGGCAUCGCCUACAUCUCCCACAAACCUGACGUUUGAUGGCUCCAAACAAGCGCCUUCCUAUGUUCGCCAUGUGAGGGCCGUCUCAGGAGCUAGUGGAAGCUUUGCUGUGGAUCCGGCGUUGACUCGCUCUUUGCAGGUCCGCCAGCAAACCAUCAACCUGGACUUGCCGCCAGAGUUGCUGCCUGUGGUUAAUUUGAUGAAUGCUCAGAAGCUCCGUCAAUACGUCUCUGGAACUGUCUCAGUACUUUCUGAGGAUCAUUUAACUUGGAGUACAGCUCUGGCCACUUUGACCGGAGUAGAGCUUGCAGUUCAGACCCUUGACUCCAUAAAGCCCCGCUAUAUCAACAUUCAAGAUAGCUCUGUAGUUCCUUCCCCAGUAAACGGCACAUCAGGCUCGAGAUACGAAUUGGUAAUCCUACAGGAUUUUGAUGGUCAUCAGACUACCUUGCGUUUUGCUAAUUCUGAACAAUUUUACUUAUGGCUCUCAGCAAUCCAUUUAUCAAAAUUCGAGAAUUCAUCGCUACAGGAGGCAUUCACCGCUGUUAUAUUGUCUUUGAAAGGUCCUGAACUCUCCGACAUCUUCACUCUUUUAUCCCACAAGCAAAGAUUCACCCGUUACGAGUGGAGCAAUUUAAGAUUGCCUCAGAUUUCCAACAAAUGGGUCAAGGUCUUCGUCAACAUUGUACCCGGCGACAACAAAAAGAAUGGACGUAUCGAAGUCUACGCUUCAGACAAAAUCACAAAGAAAAAUUUGGUGUUGUACGUUGAUCAUCUUGACUCCAUCUACAACGUGUAUCCCGAAGAUUACAAAAUGAUCGAUGUCAAUCUGAUCAUGAAAUUGGAAGGCCAAGUUUACGUCAACAAAAAGUAUCAACACCUUUUUAUUCAUGGCACUGAUGGUUUGGAUAGUGCUGCUGUCAAAGGCUUAGAUUUGUCACCAGUAAGAAGAAGCGAUUCCGCUAUGUCAUUGAGCUCGUUGGGUCCUCCAGGAGCUAUUCACUCUCCCACAAGGUCUCGCUCGAAUUCAUUGAGCUCCUCAUCCUCAUUCUUUGUCAAUGCAGCGUCUACUAGUGCCAAUGCUGAAGGUGACUCACUGGCUACAACUUCUCCUAAGGCAUCCACAAAAUUUAUCAAGCAAAGUGCAAGCAGUUUCGUCAAAACGGACUAUUUGUACUUGAUGCCUGAGCCUCAUCCGGGUGUGGGAGUGACUGAGAUUAUGCUUCGAAACUUCAUUCAUAUCAUUGAUGCAUUCAAGCUUUAUGGUCGUCCGGAGCAUUUGGUCAGCAACAAAAGAGAUCCUGUUUCCAUGUUGUUUGGCUUGCCGGCCUUGCCUCACCACUGUUACUUAGAUCUCGAGGAUGCAUAUGAAGUUAUUGCGCUUAAUUUUGAAUUGAGCUGCUUGCAAAACUGGGGUUUGUGUGAGUGGCGAGCAUCAAUCAAGGAGUACAUCAGCUGCAAACAAAGAGACUCGAACUUCAAGGGAACCGGAAAUAUCUACGAUUUGUUCAAUUCUCUUGAAGACUCUCAACCAAGCAGUCCUAUUCUUCGUGAUACUCGAAGUCCAGUCUACUUGCAAGCACCUCCUGGUGCAAAGGCAAAAUCUCCAUUCGCAGACUCUAUUCUGAGAACGCUGAAAAGUCUGGACUCGGUGCCUUCCACCGAGGCUUCGACCAGCCAUGCGAUUCCAACCCUAGGAAAUGCAUUCAACUAUAGAAGUGGCGACAGCAGCGCUCUUAGAGGAGUUUCGAAUCAACAACGCAAUUUACAUCCUAUUGCCGAUUUGCCAACGCCGUGUGAUGAGAAGAAUCAACAAUUUUUUACUCCUUCCAACGGAAACAUAGCCAUUCAUCUCUAA
Messenger RNA from Australozyma saopauloensis, 2046 nucleotides. RefSeq lists its product as uncharacterized. The transcript has a single exon. Bases 1 to 2046 code for a protein of 681 amino acids. NCBI's taxonomy places the organism in Eukaryota, Fungi, Ascomycota, Pichiomycetes, Serinales, Metschnikowiaceae. The record is from RefSeq and is a predicted model, not a curated record.